This is a messenger RNA of Bursaphelenchus okinawaensis, 258 nucleotides long. The record is from the annotation of a GenBank genome assembly. Lineage: Eukaryota; Metazoa; Nematoda; Chromadorea; Rhabditida; Aphelenchoididae.
AUGCAUGAAUCAGCUCGGGCGGAGUCUGUGGAGCGCCACAAAGUCUACAGGUGGCAUUCACUCGGAGUGCGCGACAAUCGAGAGCUGCAGGCGAGGAGGAAGGAAGUGGCCUUCGGAAGGCUUCCACAACAAACCCUGGUCGAUUUGUUGUUAUUAGUCGAUCUGCUGUUGUUUGGGGCGGUCAGUUUAGCUAAAAUCGGUCAAUUUUGGGUAAUGGCAGUUGGAGUUUUGUCCUGGAUAUGUACCAUGAAGCAGUAG